Messenger RNA from Bombus impatiens (common eastern bumble bee), 1078 nucleotides. RefSeq lists its product as uncharacterized. The record is from RefSeq and is a predicted model, not a curated record. The coding region runs from base 302 to 844 and encodes 180 amino acids. Lineage: Eukaryota; Metazoa; Arthropoda; Insecta; Hymenoptera; Apidae. The transcript is spliced from 3 exons.
UAAAAAUCAAUAUUUAAAUAAGGAUUUAUAAAUACACACGUCAGCUUAUAUAAGCGAAUUGUCAUAAAAUGUGGUAAUAGUUUGAUGCAGAUGUGCAUUUGCGAAGCGGAAAAUGCGGUCGAUAAAAAUGGUUAAUAUAAAUAUUUCAUCUCACUAAAUCGCUUUUCUUGAAAAUGUGUGUUAAAUUUGUGAAUAAUCAAUGAAUAACAAAAGUGUAACAGCGAGGUAAAACUUAAAAAACAAUAGAUGGAAACUUAUUUUGCUAAAAGAACAGUCGUUACUACAACCUCUGCAAAAAGUAAUGUUAGAAACAAGCGAAGAAACUAUAGCUUUCAGGAAGAAGAUAUUAUUAUUAUUGAAUAAAUUAAACUUGGAAUCACAAUCUUUGCCUAAUGACAUCAAAGAAGGAUUACAAAAAAUAGCCUUGCUUUUAAGGUAUGAAAAGCUAAGUGAUUUUGAUGCUAUUACUCUGAAUAUAGUGAGUGAAAGGAAGAAAAUAGAAGAAAAGAAGAGACAGUAUGAAGAAAAACAGUUGGCGUUAUUAUAUGAUGAUCAUUCUAGAAAAUAUACUAUUUUUUCAAGGAAACUUAAUUGUUUGCAAGAGGCUGUAAAUUCACUUGAAAGCAUUAUUGAGGAUUCUCAGAAAGAGCAAGCGGAUAUUCACUGUAACCAUGUUUCAUUAUUUACAAAGUUAAAAGAAUAUCAGCAAACUGCAGAAAAGUUAGAAACUGACUUAGCAGAUAUGCAAGUAGAAGAUCUUUAUCUCAAAAAAAUAUUAAAUAAGUAUCAUAGGUAUUUAGAAAUGUCAGAUGAAUUAGCAGAACUUAAUCAAUAUUUUAGUUAAUAUAGAGAUUUACCACCAAGUUUACUACAAGCUAAACCUCUAGUUGUAAUUAAAAAAAAGGAAUAUGAAACUUUAAAGAACACCUUUUUGGAGAAAGCAAAAUGAAUGAUAGGUGUAACAGUAUUGUUAAUCAAUAUCUUACUUUAUAACUUUUUCACUUUUAUACAAUAACAAAGAAAAAAUGUUGUAUGUACAAACAUAUCUAAUACAAGUCUUCUAUAUUUAAAAACCAUA